CGGAGGACAGUGUGGUGUGGAGGAAGCAGCACUAGUCAAGUUUUGAGUGACUCUCAUCAGUGCCAUCUGUACUUGUUAUCUUUCAAAAUACUUCUUUUUCCUGUGCCCUUCAGGAGAUUAUAACAUCCUGCUGUUCAGUCUCGGAGGACUUUGCUGAGUGUUCUUCCUCCAUAAGCAGUGAUUCCAGCAUCUCUGACCUCAAGAUCCGGACUUGGUGGAGAACUUCAGCAAGGUUCAGCCACACCUGGAGAUGGAGAGUGAGUACAAGAAGAUUAUUCUGCUGAAAGGACUGGAGCCCAGCAACGACUACCAGUUUAGCAUAAUCAAGUCCCUACUGGCCCGCGAUUUGGGACUGACUGCAAACAUGCAAAAAGAAUAUAACAAGGUCAAGAUUGCCGACCUGAUGGAAAAGAAGUUCCCAGGGGUUGCCUGCGUGAACAAGCUAAUAGACCUGUUCAAGGAAAUGCAAGAAUGUGAAGACAUUGUUAUAAAUCUUCGAAAUGGAAAGAGAAAAGUUAUGAGGCAAAGCAGAGGAAAAGAAACAAUACCUAUGAAGAAAAUAAAGCCGGGUGCAUCUAGCACUGAGGAAUCCACAUCUACCGCAGACGGGGCUUCAGGAUCAGUCCAUGAUACACCUGAGUCCAAGAAACAGAAAAGCAAAACCACACCAAAAGGUGGAAAGAAGAAUGUGCAGCCAACCCAGCAACAGAGUCAGCUUCCAGAACCUUCUGCAACAAGUACCCAGUCAGCUGGGAGCUCCCUUCAGGGUCCUCAGCAGCCUCCAGCAACCCCAUGCAGCAGUGGCUCCACCAAGAAAAAGAAUAUGAAAACCACAAAAAAAGAUGAAUCUGGGAGGAUGCAGCCACCGCAGGAACAGAGUCAGCUUCCAGAACCUUCUGCAACCAGUACCCAGUCACCUGGGAACUCCCUCCAGGCUCCUCAGCAGCCUCCAGCAACCCCAUGCAGCAGUGGCUCCACCAAGAACGGCAGAGGCGCCGAUGAGCUGAAGGACGCUUUCAAGAGGAUGAACAUAUCCUUGGAGCCCGCGCAGCCGCCCAGGCCGCCCCAGAGCAGCGGGUGCACAGCCCAGCCCUGCGUCCCCAGCUCACACCCGCCCGCGGCAGCUCCCGCCAGCCUCGCCUCGGUCAAGAAACCAAGAUUGAAGGCUAUACCUAGAGAAGCUGCCAGAGAAGAGGGUUUCCAGAAGGGCCCCAAGAAAGUGAUGGUGCUGAAAGCAACAGAGCCGUUUGUAUAUGAUACCGUGGAGCCGGGGAAAAAGAUGUUCCAUGCCACUGUAGCUACUGAGAGCCAAUUCUUCCAAGUGAAGGUUUUCCAGGUCAACCUGAAGGAAAAGUUCGUCUCAAAGAACAUCAUCACCAUAUCAGAUUAUGUUGGUCGCAAUGGGUUUCUGGAGGUGUACAAUGCCUCUUCUGUGUCUGAUGUCAGCGCUGACCAAAAGAUGGAGGUCUCAAGCGGACUGAUCCAAAAGGCAAAUGCAACUCCAAAAAUCAGUGAUCUUUACUUGCAAAAGCCAGGAACGUUUGUGAAUGGGAUAUAUGAGGUGCACAAGAAAAACGUGUUAAAUGAACAAAUCAUUUCGUAUGAGAUACAAGAUAAUACAGGGAAGAUGGAGGUCUGGGUGUUUGGACGACUGACCAAAGUCGACUGUGAGGAAGGCGAUAAACUCAGACUUACCUGCUUUGAACUAAGUGACAAUGUGAAGAAGCUGAGAUCUGUAAUUCACAGUUUCAUGAAGGUCAUCAAGUCCAGGAAGAACAAGAAACAACCACUCAAUCCUGAUUCACAUAUGGAAACCUCACCAUGAUGUCCUUCUAAGAACCUGGAUGCCAUCAACAAUGAUCUCUAUGGAGAUAAAAUCUAAGUACAGAGGAAAAAAAUAUAUAUAUAUGUAUGAGAGAAAUUCAGCGAUAGAUAUACCAUCUAUCAAUUCUAAGGAAUAGAGUGGUCAUGGGUAGCUUUUAUUUUCUUUUUUAUACUUUCCUGUGCUAUCCUAAUACCAUAUUUUGCAUGUAUCAUUUUCAUAAUUUGGAAAAAAAUUAAUAAACAUUUUUUCCUAAAAGAGUGCUAUAACAGGAGUCUAAUUCAUUGGUGUGUUGCUUAAAAGCGAACCAUUUGUGGGCUGCAGAUCAGGGUCGGGUACACAGGCUCCAAAGCAAUAUGUGCACUUAGACUUUGGGGGUGAUCCUGACAAGGUGAGCCUGGCGUCAAGAAUAGGCAUGUUGAACAGACUGUGCCCCGCUCCGAGAAACCCAGCUGAGG
Nyctereutes procyonoides (raccoon dog) is the source of this 2280-nucleotide messenger RNA. Its product is annotated as interferon-activable protein 203-like. Gene Ontology annotation, molecular function: double-stranded DNA binding. Lineage: Eukaryota; Metazoa; Chordata; Mammalia; Carnivora; Canidae. Bases 251 to 1825 code for a protein of 524 amino acids. The record is from RefSeq and is a predicted model, not a curated record. The transcript is spliced from 9 exons. Gene Ontology annotation, biological process: activation of innate immune response; cellular response to interferon-beta.